Messenger RNA from Cryptococcus amylolentus CBS 6039, 2090 nucleotides. RefSeq lists its product as hypothetical. Gene Ontology annotation, biological process: protein folding in endoplasmic reticulum. NCBI's taxonomy places the organism in Eukaryota, Fungi, Basidiomycota, Tremellomycetes, Tremellales, Cryptococcaceae. The record is from RefSeq and is a predicted model, not a curated record. The coding region runs from base 503 to 1936 and encodes 477 amino acids. The transcript has 6 exons. Gene Ontology annotation, cellular component: endoplasmic reticulum membrane; endoplasmic reticulum. Gene Ontology annotation, molecular function: protein-disulfide reductase activity; FAD binding; thiol oxidase activity.
CUGCCAUUCGCUCUGCAUAUACACUAGCAUACUUCGGCUUCAGCAGUCUUCGGGUCUUUCCAAACGCGACAGCUCCUCAGCCAAUCGACCUCACCACCCCGCUGCUCGCUCGAUGCGCUGGUCAUCGACUCUCGGCGGACUUGGUUUUCUGACCGCCGCCUCUGCCCAACUAGAUGGCCUGAAAGGGGGCUCUGCAUCCUCCGUAUUGGGGCAGAAACCGGAAAGUAGAGUGGCACGCAACGUGCUGGAAGGCAAAUCUGAAGGAUAUUGCUCUGUAAGCACCCACCUUAGUUCUCUCGAGCACCAUCGCAUCGAUCGAUUACUCAUCUUGAUGUAGCCAUCAGGACCUAUCGAGUCCACUCACUGUUUAUAUGAACAAGUAGAAUCCCUGAAUCAACGCCUCUUCCCAGCUCUGCACGAGCUCGUGACAACACCCUUCUUCCGACAUUACAAAGUCGACUUGUAUCGCGAGUGUCCCUUCUGGUAUGAGAAUGGCUUCUGCAUGAAUAGGAACUGCGGAGUAGAGGAACUGAAUGAGAGCGAGAUACCUGAAAAGUGGCGGGCCGCUGCUUUGUCAGAAGUACGAGUCUCGGGUAGCGAAGAUGAAGGUGUCUCGGGUUGUUAUUUCAAAGAGCAAGACUUUUGCUAUGUAGAGGACGAUGCCGAUUUCAAUGGCCAAUAUGUCGACUUGACCCUCAACCCAGAGAGGUUUACUGGAUACUCUGGUGACUCGGCACACCGUGUAUGGCGAGCAAUAUAUGAGGAGAACUGUUUCGGCCUGUCUGAAGCAUCUCUCUCUGAGCUGUCCAAGCCUUCUUCCGCUGCCCCUCCUGGUUUAGGCUUAGGAUCAUCCAAGAGCAAGAGCGAACUUGCGUCUGCUGUCGUGGGGGCUGGUGGGGUCAGCAAGCCGGGAGAUGGAUCUAGUGCUCCAGGUUGGGGCUUUUCAAAAUUGAGUGAGGGCUGGGGAACAGAAAUGGUCAAAGCCCCUGCUACAGGGGAAGAGAUGUGCGAAGAAAAGAAAGUGUAUUAUCGUGUCAUCUCUGGUCUCCACGCUUCCAUUUCCAUACAUAUCUGCGCAGAAUAUAUGGACCAAACAACAGGUGAAUGGGCUCCCAACCUCGACUGCUUCAUCUCCCGCCUAGCUACCCACCCCGAACGGCUAUCCAAUGUCUACUUCAACGCCGUCCUUCUACUGCGGGCAGUGGCCAGGGCGGCGCCGUACCUUGAAAAGUAUGAUAUCAGCACUGCUCAAGUGGGGGUGGUGAGGGAGGGUGAUGCGAAGGCCAAGACGUUGCUUGGCGAGGUGUUGGGUCUGGCAGGAAGCGAGGGAAUAGCCAAGGGGUUCGAUGAGGGCGACUUCUUCGCUGGACAAGAUGCUGGUAUUCUCAAAGAGCAAUUCAAGUCUCACUUCAGAAACGUGUCUCGCAUAAUGGACUGCGUUGGAUGUGACAAGUGCAGACUCUGGGGGAAAUUACAAGUGACUGGUAUCGGAACAGCGCUCAAGAUCCUCUUCGAGCUUGACGACAAGGCUUUCGACCCAAAGAUCAAUCCCGAUUUGCUUCAGCGUUCCGAGGUGGUAGCACUUAUCAACACCCUGCACCGUAUUUCAGAAAGCUUGGCAUCGGUUGAGCAGUUCAGGAAGAUCUACGCGGAUACUCAGCAGCUCGAGAGUCAGAGUCAGUCCAGCAAGACCAAGACAAAGCCAUCCAAGGCCAAACCGCCCAAGGCCGCCAAGUCUUCCAUUCCUUCAAAGCCGCACAUUUUAGACGGCUUACUAGACGUGCUAGGGAGUCUGAUAGAUAGUCUGAAGGACAGGUGUUGGUGGUGCCUUGAUUUCUGCUUGAAAAAGGUGGAAAGUGGGGGUGGGGGAUAUAGAGAAUUCGGUAGCUCGGUGAGACGGUGGGUAGGAGGUGUAGGAUUGGGGAGGGAGCUCUAGGUGUCUGAGUAUCUGUACCACAUGGUUGAAUGUCAUUGUCAUACCUCACAGACCAGACAAGUGGUAGAGCACUUAUUUGAAAUUUAGCGCAUACUUUCUCCGAUGAACACGCCUCAUGGCGCCCCCGUAUUUCUACGAUACUACACACUGCCAG